CAAAAUUUCCCCAUGAUGAAAGAGAGAGAUAUGCCCAGUUAUAUCAGUGUUUCCCAUAUUUACAAGCUCUUCUUGGAUAAGAAAUGGUUUGAGAUGAAGAGCUUCUACGAGGAGAACAAUUUUGAUGUGUUCCUGCCUCUUAAUCAUUUGAAAGAAACGGCUCUUCAUCUUGCAGUGUACAGUCAAGACAUGGAUUUGGUGGAAUCUCUGCUGAAGAUAGUGUACAAACACAAUCCUUUUAUCUCACACUAUCCUUCUGUCUCAGUCUCAGAUGGCUUUGAAUUCUCCUUAGUGAAUGCAUCUGGAAACACACCACUUCAUGAGGCAGCUUCAAAAGGAAAUGUCAAACUGGUGAAGCUGAUAUUGGAAUAUGAUAACACGCUACUGAACACUAGGAACAACAAUGGUGAAACACCCUUUUUUAUGGCCGCACUUUAUGGCCAGACCAAAUUGAUAAAGUAUUUAUUGGCGAAGAUUCGUGUGGAGGAAGUAAGUUAUCAUUUCUUUUCUACGACCUCCACCAUGAUUCAUGAGGCUAUCCGCGGCUAUUACUUUGAAAUAGCUCUGGAAUUAUUAGACCCAAGAUACUACUUACCGAUGGUGGAGGAGGAUAGUGAUGGCAUGACCUGCUUUCAGCUGCUAGCUGACAUUCCAUCUGCUUUCAAGAGUGGAUAUUCCUUUGGCAUAUUGGAGAAACUGAUCUAUGACGGCCUUCCAGUUCCAGAAGAUAAGGAUGAAAGUGAAAACAACAAUGUAUCUCCGGUCAAUCCAAGUCGAAAGACUGACACAAAGCAUGGCCUUCCAGUUCCAGAAGAUAAGGAUGAAAUUGAAAACAACAACGUAUCUCCGGUCAAUCCAAGUCGAAAGACUGACACAAAGCAUGGAAGUUCAAGCAAAUACUUCGGGUGGAUUUGGAGACUCAAUCCUAUAGGAUACCUAUCAUUAGAAAGUCUAACAGAAACGAAGAAGAAGCACAGCAUAGUGGAGAAGCUUACCAAAAUUCUGGCUAAAGAUGACACGUCAUGGCAGGAUAAUACUGCUGAUGGUCAACGUGACACUCCACUUAUUGCAGCUGCAAAGAAUGGGAUCCCAGAGAUUGUUGAGGCCAUCUUGGAUGUGUUCCCAGAAGCCAUCGAGCAUGAAAACCACAAAAAAGAAAAUGUAUUUCAUGUCGCUGUGCAGAAUCACAAGGCAAAUGUUUUGGAUCUUCUCGAAUCUAACAAAUUUAAAAAUCCGAGGCUCAUUGAGAAGUUUAAUGCAGAUGGUGAUAGUAUUUUGCAUAAAGCUGCAUACAAGACUGAUAUUUCCUCAAGGGAGAGGCCCGGGGAAGCCCUUUGCUUGCAGUCAGAUAUUCAAUGGUUUGAGCGAGUGAAGAAUAUGGUGCCUGCACAUCAUAUCAACCAGCAAAAUAAGAAAGAAGUUACGCCUCCAGCUUUAUUCACAGAAGAGCAUGAGAAGCUCAUCAAGAAAGGCCAAGAAUGGUUAAUUAGAACAACAAACUCAUGCAUUAUAGUUGCAGUUCUUAUUGCAACUGUUGCUUUUACAAGUAUCUACACCGUGCCUGGCGGUUCUGAUGCAAAGACAGGCAAGCCGUUGCUCCUCAACACAACUGCAUUCACGGUCUUCACAGCAUCUGAUGUGGCAUCUCUUUGUUUUGCUUUCACCUCAGUGGUGGUGUUUCUUUCCAUCACUACGUCGAAAAUGAAUGAGCAAGAUUUCCGGAUAUGGCUGCCUCUAAAGCUUGUUUUGGGGCUAAGCAUGCUGUUUUUUUCUGUGGCAGCAUUGAUGAUUGGUUUUGCUGCUACCCUUGUCAUGACAAUAAGGCACAGGCUACAUCAGGCUGCUGCCCCCAUCAUUGCCAUUGCUUGUUUUCCUGUCGCCUUUUUCCUCAUUCUCCAGCUUCGUCUCUAUGCCAAUAUUACUUGGUUUACCACAAAGGACUUGCUGAGCAGCCUCAUUGAUAUUAUCCCCAAAAAAUGUCAGCCUCGAUCAUGGACUAGGUCCAGCUAAGUCUUCUCGGAUGAAGAUGAAUGAUUCCUCUUGGCAAAGCUUUUUCUUUACUUUAUUUCUUUAUGAUUGAAAGUGUGAUUUUCAUCUACGUUACGCAGUACUUCAGCUAGCUAGAUUGCUAGCUGAAGAAUGGUAUCCCUGAUCUACGUUGUUGUACGUGUUCUGUCAACAAUGGCCGGC
Molecule: messenger RNA, 2190 nt
Organism: Rosa rugosa (rugosa rose)
Lineage: Eukaryota; Viridiplantae; Streptophyta; Magnoliopsida; Rosales; Rosaceae
Exons: 7
Coding region: 13-2010 (665 amino acids)
Molecular function (GO): protein binding
Source: RefSeq, a predicted model, not a curated record